UAUGAAAAUUUACAUUUGUUAUAAUACAAAUGAUAAGGACACUUUUGAGAUACAAGUGGGCGCAAUUAAACCUGGUCAGAAUGUAAUUAUUGUGGAUGAUCUAAUCGCUACAGGUACAGCCGCGGCAGCUGGACAACUUGUGGAAAAAAGCGGUGGAAACCUUUUAGAAUACAUUUUUUUGAUCGAAUUGGCAGAUCUGAAUG
Messenger RNA from Racocetra fulgida, 203 nucleotides. The record is from the annotation of a GenBank genome assembly. NCBI's taxonomy places the organism in Eukaryota, Fungi, Glomeromycota, Glomeromycetes, Diversisporales, Gigasporaceae.